Messenger RNA from Fusarium verticillioides 7600, 5950 nucleotides. RefSeq lists its product as hypothetical. Gene Ontology annotation, molecular function: mRNA binding; N6-methyladenosine-containing RNA reader activity. Gene Ontology annotation, biological process: regulation of alternative mRNA splicing, via spliceosome; mRNA splicing, via spliceosome. The record is from RefSeq and is a predicted model, not a curated record. The transcript has 4 exons. Gene Ontology annotation, cellular component: nucleoplasm. Lineage: Eukaryota; Fungi; Ascomycota; Sordariomycetes; Hypocreales; Nectriaceae. Bases 1609 to 3522 code for a protein of 637 amino acids.
CGGUAAUGGGUAGCUCAAUGUUGCGACCUCAGCCACCGUCUCACGGGAUGAUUGUCUUCCUUGACAUAGGUAUACAUGCAACUUUGUUGGAACUCACCAGUCGAACAGGGGACGCUGCCAAUCUGUUCCAAGAAUGAACUGUGAAUGAUCUAUACCUGUGCCAUUGCCAACAUCGGCCCCGCUUAAGCUCAAGUAUCACUGAUGGAUUGCGGCCUUUGUGACUUGAGCAUCGUGUGGCUUGACGGCUUGUUGUUGCCGUUGAACUAUCGCUCUCUUUUACCUCUUCUUGUCCAAGCUCUCCUCUCCACCACUUCCCUCCACUCACUCCUCCACCUAUACGGCCCUAACAGAAUCCCAUCUAAGAGCUCGACCAACUUGGGAUCGCCCAUCGUAUUUCCCAUCCAUCAUACCCAUCUGUAGCCCACACCCCCCAUGAAUCUAUCACACUAGCAUCCCUUCAACUGAUCUCUUUUUGGCCCUCUAUCCCUCUUAACCCUGCAUUUCCUUACACUUCCUUACCUUCCAAGCCUUCCUCGAGCCCUAGCUUCGGAAGCUUGGACUAUUAGCCACUCGCUAUCUCCGUUGUUAAAGCCUCUUCUGUUUAAUCGUUGGCUUAGGUUUCGCCCCUUGCCCCCCAAAAGCUUCUCAAGCCUCGAAAGUCUUUAGGAACCGUUUCUCUUUUUGAAAGCUCACAGGUUCAGGGGAGCUUAACUUUGUCAGUUUGCAUUUCUGGUAACCUUCGUUUGUUGCUGAAGCUGGCAUUGCCUGUUGCCAGCUCGUAAAGGACGACCUAGGGCUCCUUCAACGUAUGAACAAAUGUUUUCUCGACUCAUCUUGAGCCCCAAUACCUCCUUUGCCGCUACACUCAUUCAUCGCAGCUGAUUCUUAGUAUCGCGGGUCAAGUCCAACUUUGUGGCUGAUCGCCGACUUCGAAUAGUUGACACUGCACCUCAACACUACAACACUCUUCCAGUGGUUCCUGGGCUAAGCUCAUAUCCCUGUUACGCCAUAAGGAAACACAACCAAGCCCCAUUUUCGAUCUCGUUUUAUCAUUCAGCUCCUUUCCCUUCCGAAUUUGGCAUUGGUUUAACGGGUGUUCAACGACUUCGCUAGCUUCCCCGUGGGGGCAAUAAUACACACCUUUGUUCGGGCAGUUUCUUAUAGGAACUGUAUUUACUUCCGCCGCCACCUUGUCUCUUGUUUCACAGGCAGAUUUAUUAUAUACAAAACGACAAAUCGUGUCUCCUUUCAGUCUUUUUGUUGGUAAGAGCCAGGGUCUCGAUAUAUUCCCCCGCCCACUGAGCGCUAUCGUCGGCUCUGACACAUAAUCGGCCACAAAAUUGCUCGAUAAUUUCCCCUCUCUACCCUUUCUUUAAUAGCAGCCAGUCAAAUCCGCCCGAGAAGCUCUAGGCGGCUGCUCUGCUGCAGGAAAAAGCCCUGUUGACUUGUGACUUCGGCACGAUUAGCAGGCCUCCUGGUGUUCAUCUGAACAAUCACAGCUUUCAGGCAUCGGAAUUUUGCUAUCCUUCCCUCACUCCAAUAGAGAACAUAUCCAAGCACCAGGCUAUCUCUCACCUUCUAUCAGAGUACCACCAACAAAUACAUCAAAUGGGGGAUACAGCCAGCGCCCAAGUCCUGGAUGUGGAAGCACUCGACCAAGAUACUGCAAAGACGGUCAACACAACGAUACCUGACGAUCCUAUGCCACGUCAAGACGAGCCUCGUACUAUCCAGGGGCAUGAGUUUUCUUCUCACACUCAAGAGCAUCCCACCGUUUCUCAGCACGCGUUCUCAACACAGUUCGAUAUGUCUCAAACCUCUUCGGGUCCCCGCCCUGGGCCAUAUAACAUGGCCCCUAUGGCCAACGCCCUCCCUACGAUGGGUUUCCGCCCUGGACAGUAUCCCCAAAACGCUCACCAGCGCAUGAAUCCCGCGGGAUCUCCACCUAUGAUGCAGCACAUGUCCCAGUUUCCUGGUCAUCCGCCACUUCCAGUCUCCGGUCAAAGUUACUACCUACAGCCACAGGUCGCACCGUACUAUGGAAAUCAGAUGCAGCAGGCACAGGCAGCGAACAUGAUGUCUCAAAGGCACAACAUGGCAUACUAUCCCAACCAGAUGAUGAUGAGCUCUCAGCAAUCUCCCUAUUACUACCCCCCUGGACCCCAGUAUCAACCUGCCGCGCACCCAGUUCCGAACGGGGUGUUAUCUGGCCACCAUGCCGCUGGCGGACUAACAACCAGCGACCCAAGGGCGAUGGCACAGACUGCAGACAUGAGUGGAAUACAUCCACAGGGGUUCAGGCAAGGGCAAGGUAGGACUGGGAAGCAAUCUCCCAACAAAACUGAGCUAAAGCAAACCCCAGAUGGGACAGAGAGGCGAAGGAGUGCUGUUCGGGGCCCUCCCAGAAAGCCGCGACAGAGUGGACAUGCAAUCUGGAUCGGCAACCUUCCUCCGCAAACCGACCUCAUGAGCCUCGUUCAUCAUGUAUGCAAAGAGGCUGUAGGAUUGGAAUCACUGUUUCUCAUCUCCAAGAGCAACUGUGCAUUCGCCAAUUUUAAGGAUGAGGAAACCUGUACUGCAGCACAACAGAAGCUACAUGAUUCGAAAUUUCAGUCGGUUCGCCUCGUCAGCCGGCUACGCAAGAGCACAGUGGAGGGUGCAGCCGGUGUAACAGCUCCAACUGGUCCUUCGGUGGCUGCAACAGUAGUUAAGACGGAUCAAGUUGCCGACAAGUCACCAUCUCAGAGCGUGAUUCGAAGCCCGGCGUCCGAACCCUCAGGGACCAUCAAGCUUGGAGCUUCCGGCGAGAAGACACCGCAGAAGGACAAGUUCUUCAUUCUUAAGAGCCUGACAGUGGAAGACCUCGAAUUGAGUGUUAGCACCGGCAUCUGGGCUACCCAAUCUCACAAUGAAGAAGCAUUGAACAAUGCCUUCAAGGACGCUGAUAGUGUAUACUUGGUCUUCUCGGCCAAUAAGUCAGGGGAAUAUUAUGGGUAUGCUAGGAUGAUAUCGCAGAUCAACGAAGACCCUGCGGCAGCUAUCGAAUUUGCACCCACGGCUCAGGCAACGAGCGACCUUGACCUCCCGAAAGCCAUACCGACCGAAGCGAACGAACAAGCCCCCAAGGGGCGUAUCAUUGACGACUCUGCCAGAGGCACUAUCUUCUGGGAGGCGGAUCGUGAUGAUGCUGAUGCCUUGUCUGAUGCGGAAAGCGAAGCAUCAAGCUCCAAGAGUAAUGCAGGGGACGAGGGUGCUGCCAAGACAUGGGGAAAGCCUUUCAAACUGGAGUGGCUAUCCACAAGUCGACUACCAUUUUACCGCACGAGAGGAUUGCGCAAUCCUUGGAACUCGAACCGUGAAGUAAAAAUCGCUCGAGAUGGUACGGAACUAGAGCCUUCAGUUGGACGAAGACUUAUUGGGCUCUUCAAUCGCGCGCAGAACGCAGAGGCAGUCGACGCCGGCGUGCGGGCUUCCAUGGUCAUGGUGCAAGGCUUCGGGCCAAUGCAGCCAUAUGGACAAUGAGAGGCGGAGGGGACUUGAGACAGGUCCUCGACGCGAUACUCCUGCUGCUCGGGUACUCUAAUGCUCUUGAAAGCACACUUGCCAAGAAGAUAAUUCAAAGACACUGGAAUACGGUUUGGGAUCUAUGCUGGACAUAGCUGACAAUUCACGACGAGCAAGGGUCAUCAACGACGGUUGUAAAUGUAACUACACGACAGUUUUACGUCUCAUGAUUAUAUCUAUUCGAGUUUUCGAGGUGUUUUUGACUUUGGUUGUGAUAUGGUCCGGAAUUCGCGGAUUUGAGUAGUAUUUGAGAGGUUGCUGCAGAGCUGUCAAGCUAGCUGCAAAUCAUAUCAUGGAUCUGCCAUACUACCUAGGUACUUGCGUCAAACUUGAUCAACCUGCCAGACCACCUCGGUGAUCAGGGUCAUGGAUCAAGUGGCAACGGAAAACGCGGAUAUACAAGAUUCCGUCGACGCCCGUCAGCGGGUCGCAACGAACUGAAAGCCCGAAUUCCAUCGGGGCAUCAUUUGCAGUAUGGUUUCGGUGAUUGAUGAGACAAAAAUAAUGUUGGCUUGGUCAAGCCAAAAAAUGUGGCAAAGCUGUGGCUGAAAGAUGUUUACUUACGGGGGGGUGACUAGAACGGGAAUCUGAUAAAACUGAGCAUCUACUUACUAAAGUGCCUAAGGUACGGAGUACCUGGUAUGUGCCUCAAAUAUAGCGCUAACGCACGCGCAAGGAACUGGCAAGUUGACUUUCAGCCACUGGAGGUUUGGCCUUUUCUGACCUAAAGCAGCUGAGGUUUCUGGGGUAGUUAGCUGUGCAUGGAUGUGGUCCAGAACGUCAUGGACUACGUCAUGAUGCUAGAUGGUCUAGACCCUCCCAAGUGGGUAAAACAAAGGAUUCAUUAAACACCAAGAGAGUUAUUUGUGUGACACAAAUACUUGAUCACUUUGCCAGGUACUCAUUACCCCCGCUGCCCCGUUUGUCUGACUAUUUCUAAUUAUGUUCUGUCCCGUUUUUCUUCUACUACAUGCCGGACCCCACAUUGACAUUUGGAUCCAUGGAGUUUCGGUGGUGGGAGUGGUGAUGAUCAUGAUAUGCAUUGAAUCCCAAUCACACCUCGAUUACCUCAGUACUAAUGCACUAAAUCACGAUCACAAUUCAACAGAGCAAACCAAGUAACUCCAAGCCACAUUGAAUCAUUAAGAACAUCCGAGCAAUCGAUCCCGUUUGCCCCUGUUCACUUUAUCUCUAAUUACGUCAUUGGUCAUAUCACCAGAGCUUUGGAUAUGGACCCUGGAUUUGCCUAUGAUAUACAAGUGGUAUGGCCUUUUUCAUUUUUAGCUGUCCUUCUUAGCAGGUUCCAGAUGGAUGAGAAUUAUGACUAGAAGUAUUAUUCUUGUUUUACAGUUAACUUGGUAAUGUUAUAAGUCUACACAGCUGAGUAAGUCUCAGUGUAUUUCUUUUGGUCUCUACUCAUUCUCCUUUUGUCACCAUCUCUUUGUCACCACGGCAUUCUACUUACAUUACGGCAUUGUGCCUCUAGCCCAUAAGCUCUUUACUCGCCUAUGACAAUAGAGUUUCAAUUACGGCCGAACUUCACGAACGUCUGAGCCUUUAAUGCAAUAAUCUGCCCCCCAACGCUAUUUCCUCACCGAGCGGCACACUUUUCGAUGCAGUGCACAUACGAUAUCCAUAUCUCCCUCUCUGGUCUACAAAGUCAUUUCUAUGUCCAUUGGCCACGGUGCACAUGUAGAGCAGAAUGCGUAUGUCCACUUCGAUAUCUCCAGGAUCGCCCCCCCGUCCCAAGUAUCCCUGUCUUUGGUGGUCACUGGUAACUCUUGGAGGAUGUUCACCACUGGCUCCUCCACCAGAGUAGCUGCCCUCGCAAUUCUUGGGCCGGGACUAGUGUUUCAUACUUUAUUCCAGUACAUUGAUGCGGGAUGUAGUCACCGUACUGAGGAUAGUGUUUUCUGGCUCCUGGUGAUCACUGACCAAUGUUGAUGCGACUUGGUUGAAUCCCAACGGUGGUGUUCUCGGCAAAUGUUUCUUGGUCUGAUUGCGUGCUCAGUUCAACUUCUUCUGGGAGUUUCUAGCCCAGUAACACUAAUUGAUUGGAAGUAUGUCAUAUUCAAUUGGGCAUAUUGCGGUUGAGGGCUCAAUCACUGGUCCGUACUCAUCAUCGACAUAUUGCAACUCAUAGAUUUGUGCCUCAAUGAGCUUGGAUACUUGUCCUAGUUCCAGGCUUCUGAGAUGAUAUUAUUGUGUAUCAUCAUAUAUCUCCGAAUCUUCCCAUAUAGGUAUGAUCAUGAGCAGGAGUGUUCUUCUUUGCUUCCUAAACAACACCUCUUGGCUUCUGUCUUCUUGUGUCGUGUAAAUGCCAAGUAUUAAGAAUAUUUAAUUGAUUCAUAAGGUACUAAGUUGGUUGUAGUCGGUCUAAUGCUGG